Brienomyrus brachyistius is the source of this 2994-nucleotide messenger RNA. Its product is annotated as carboxypeptidase A1-like. The transcript is spliced from 12 exons. The record is from RefSeq and is a predicted model, not a curated record. NCBI's taxonomy places the organism in Eukaryota, Metazoa, Chordata, Actinopteri, Osteoglossiformes, Mormyridae. Bases 824 to 1888 code for a protein of 354 amino acids. Gene Ontology annotation, biological process: proteolysis. Gene Ontology annotation, molecular function: zinc ion binding; metallocarboxypeptidase activity.
AUACCAGUAAUAUAACGUUGCAACUGAUUUAACUUCUCUUGUUGUUUGUACUGAACAGUAUAUAAAUACAUCCACAAGGAAAACAAUGGUGGUGCUUUUGUUAAGCUCUGUGUGGCAUGUAGCACAUUUCAGUUGGCUGAAAUCCAUUCUACAGCCUGCCCCUCGUAUAUUUUGGUUCAGUUGCUGUAUGUCCUGAAGAUGACGCAAUGUGGAUGAUUCCAUCUUCCACCCACGCUAAGCAGAACCAGGGGCUCUGGGAAUACUAAAGAUAUAACAGGAGUUUCAAAACACACUUUGAAUAAUGGUGUCUGAUAAGCAACUUCUUGCGACUAUGAACGUCUUCCACCGAACUGCCACAACUGCAUUUCCACACAUCAUAUACCAGGAAUCUCCGGGAGCUGGACAGGUGCAGAAGCCAAUUCACCGCAAUGGAUGGAGGAAAGAACCGGUACAUCGACGAAUGCCAGAGAAACCGCUGCCCUGCGAAAGAAUAAUCUUCAGUACUGGCAAUAUGCAGUAUUUCUAAACGCGGCUUUGCUGCAACCUGCUGGACAGAGCAAGCCCCCUUGUGUAACCGACGCAGCCGUGUCAAGCAAGGCAGCCUCCAUCUGUCAUGCUGUUUCUUCUCGCAUGAAUUCUUUCCAGGAAUAAGCCUUCUCCUACACAGCACGCUAUCUUGACCAAGAGAAUCCAAUUUGCAUCUUUCAGUGGUUUGUUUAACUGACCAGACAUGAAACUCUGCCUCACGUGAUACUCAACAUCAACUCAGGCACAGUUGGACCUUUGGAGUGAUUCAGUUAGGGGGUCCCAGGUGAUCCUGGACAUGCGCAUCCCCUUCUCCAAGCUCCAGCCCAUGAAAACAUUUCUGAGUUCUCAUGGCAUCCAGUAUGACAUCAUGAUUGAGGACAUCCAGGCUCGCCUGGACGAGGAGAUGGAGGCAGUGGCUCGGUCCUCUCAGAGAGAGCGUGAAACGGGGGCCUUUGAUUAUGGCUCCUACCACACGCUAGAGCAGAUUUAUGAGUGGGUGGACAGUCUGGUGGCUGAGAAUCCUGAGCUGCUCUCUAAAAUGACCAUCGGCGAGUCGUAUGAGAAGCGUCCCAUCCAUGUGCUGAAGUUCAGCACCGGCUCAAACCGAACCGCCAUCUGGAUCGACUCUGGCAUUCAUGCUUGUGAGUGGAUCAGUCCUGCUGUCGGCAUCUGGACAGCAAAAAAGCUUGUGACAGAGUUUGGCCAGGACCCCCCAGUAACCACGCUGCUGAACAAGAUGGACAUCUUCUUGCUGAUUGUUCUCAACCCUGAUGGCUAUGCCUUCUCCCACACCUCGAACCGCAUGUGGCGAAAGACCAGAUCAAUCAGCGCCAACUCGUCCUGUAUCGGAGUCGAUCCAAACAGGAACUGGGGGGCGGAUUUUGGAGGUCCUGGCUCUAGCAUGGACCCCUGCUCAGAAACCUUCAGCGGAACCUUCGCCCAUUCUGAGUCAGAGGUCAAAGCUAUUGUUGACUUUAUCCUGGAUCAUGGCAAUUUUAAGGCCAUGGUCACCAUCCAUAGUUACUCCCAAAAGCUGAUGUAUCCCUACGGAUUCAGCUACAGUCCUGUUCCCAACGCAGAAGAGCUGCAUCACCUAGCCAAACGGGCAGUGGAUGCCCUCAAAUCCCUUUACGGGACCAAGUACAGCUAUGGAAGUAUCAUCUCCACGAUAUAUCCAGCCAGCAGCACGAUGGUAGACUGGGGCUACAUGAACGGCCUGAAGUACUCCUACACCUUCGAGCUGCGUGACACCGGUCGCUAUGGUUUCCUGCUGCCAGCCAGUCAGAUCAUCCCCACAGCACAGGAAACAUGGCUGGCCUUGUUCACCAUCAUGGAGCAUGUGCGAGAUAACCACUAUUAAGAGAAACGCUGAACUUCUUAUUGCUGAAGUAAAGAGCAACUUCAUCACAAAAUACUCUUGAAAAGUUGAUUUAUUUGCCGCUUGUACAAGUGUGAGUACAGAUUCAUUUCCGUGUGCUGGUUACCACAUAUCCGGCGUCUCCUUUUUAAGACGCGUACUUAUUGGUGAGAGUGAAGCUUGUGGUCUGAGCACAGGGUCAACUGUCCAUCCAACAGCCCAGGAGCAUUUUUCGGGGGGUUAAGGCCCCAAGACAGAUGUUGCUACUUUGCCAAGCAGAGGAUUUAAAUUGGUAACCUUCAGACCACGGGCACAUAACCCACAGAGACACACAGUGCCCCCCAGAACUGAGGCACUGUUGAUCACUGUGAUAAAACCUGCCCUACACACAGAUGAAUGUAGUUAUUACACUGUGAUAGGAAGCAGGUGGCCAAUCGGCAGUUGUAAGCUUCUAUAUUUUACAGUGUUUAUGUUUUUGGGAAACACAGAUGGUCAUCUACCUAUGAACUUACGAACUUUGAACUUACGGUCCUCUUCAUUUGUAUGUCUGAAAUUGUGUUCAUUGGGCUCCCGUUUCCUGUCCGCAACAUCAGAAAAAAAAAUUUAGGCCAAUUCCGCCUAGUACGAUUUCUGGCUGCUACUCCCGCCGCGCAGCAGCGUAGCGUGCGUACACUCAGCAUCCUAGUUCUUCGUACUUGUGUAUACCCUUAAAAUGAUGUCGAAUAACGACUUAUGAACAUUUCAAGUUACGAACGGCCGUUUGGAACAUAUCUCGUUCAUUAGUAGAGGAGCGUCUGUAUAGGUCUAGAAAUUUCUGCUAAGAUCCACACUUUUCCCAACAUGUAACAUGUUAGUUUGUCACGAUAACACAUGCAGAUUCAAAUAAACACACAGGGUAAGAGGCAGGGAACAAUACAAAACGGACAGAAUAAGUGGUUAGAAGAUUGAAAAUAAUAAUACACAGAUUAAUACCCAUUUAGAGUGAUACCUGGAUAACCAUUAACUACCUUUGGAACCUUAGAAAACCAGCUGUGUGGAAAGAGAUGUUUCCUCCACUCGGACGGAUUAUGGGUUAUUUUUUUCUAAAAAUAAAAAUGUCUAAUUUUGCA